GGGAAAGCUUUCUUGAAGUUGGCCAUCAGUCGCACACUUCGGAUAAUUCCACAUUCUGGGGAGCCAAGUUCUUGUAAGCAUUUUUGUCUUUAUUUUGCAGGUAAAUGUCUCUGCAUUUUUUCGGCCUUCUUAUUCAUAUUUGACUACGUGCGCUGAUGAGAUUCAUUGACAGUUAGCGCCUUUUACUGACAAGAUCAAUUCGAUCGAGUACUCAAACGGUUUUUUUUUCCGCUUCCUUUCCUUUUGUUUGUUUUAGCACUGAGGUAUUUAUGUUUGAAACGAAGUUAAUAAAAUGCUUUUCUUCUAAUCUAAGUUUAAAUUUUCUGAUAUUUUUUUUUAGUUCUUUGUAACCUUUGCAAUUUUUUAUUCCUUUGUUCGGCAUGUUAUUAUAACCAAAGAACAAUACCGUACUUCAGCUGGUACUUCCGCUCCCUCGCUCGUAGUUUUCCUGUUUUGCUUUUUUCAUUUUUCAUUUUGCGUGGUCUUAAUGCAAACUAGCAUGUUUUCGAGAGGGGGGCGUUGGGAUUUUCGGUUUUGGCCAUUUUUUAUGUCGGUUUUGUUGUCCGUUGCGGUUUCCGGUUUUUCCGUUUUUUAGCAUUUGGUUUUUCGGUUUUUUGGCAAAAAUAAAGCAGGUUAGAUUCCUCUUUGGGUCUCUGUGCAGUCAGAUGUUGGGUUAUCUUAUAUGUUUCUAUUUUACCUUCAAUUCAGGUCAAACUGCAAUGUGGGAUUCUGGAUUUUUUUAUCAGAGGUUUAAAGCUAUUGUUGAGCCAAGAACCGUUUGGAAGCGAAAAUUGGUAUGA
Porites lobata is the source of this 800-nucleotide messenger RNA. NCBI's taxonomy places the organism in Eukaryota, Metazoa, Cnidaria, Anthozoa, Scleractinia, Poritidae. The record is from the annotation of a GenBank genome assembly.